AUAUACACCGCAACAUCUUUCCUUGUCUACACCGUAAUUAUCAGCAAUGGUGCUUUCCGAACUACAAGCGGGUUACAGUUCGCCAACUAGCGCUCGGGACAGCCUGAUAUUGGUCCCCAUGUUGUGCCUGCAGUGCAACAAUCGGAAUCUCGAAGCAGGGAUGCCUGCAUAUACAAUGCACCCCGGAACUCCUCUCUUGGCCCGCUGCGCACUUUCAUCCUACAAAGACGAGUUGGCACGCUGUAUUUUGAUCGACUUCGUUGUUGAAGUUCAGAGUGACUGAAACCUUCCUCAGUCAAGCGCUCUGACAACAUGGGCGACACGCACGAGACUCCCACUGAACGACGCCCAGGUAUCGCCAUCGUGCGACCGAAACUUCAUGAAGACACACAGGCGAACCGAGAUCUGUUUAAGAGGUGGACGAAACUGCACAUGCGAGACACACUCUCGCUCCCAAAAGACAAGGACCUGGGUGGCGCAUCAAGAGUAUCGAGAUACACUCGCGUGAGUGCUGAUGGUGGAGAGGAUUACUUCUACACCAUCGUCCUCGAUGAUGUCAGGCUUCCUAGAACAAAAACUUUCCAGGAGAUACCCCAACGUCUGGACCUGGAGAAUACAAGGGUAUUGGGAGAGGGUGAGGAAGCUGUGCUUCUCCCGGGAGAUCCAAGGAUUGGGACGGAGCCGAUGGUGUUUAGCAUUGUUGCGCCUGUAGUCGGCAUCUUCGAAGCAGUCGUUGACACGGACACCAUCCAAGCCGUCCACAAAUCACAUCAAGACCUUCCUGCUGAAGUCGCAUCAGAGACGAACGCACCAAACUACACGCUUGUUACCUUGACAAUAUCACACACCACCCCUUAUCCCACGCCCUUUCAACACGUUCAAAGACUUCGGUCCUCUCUAGCCAACCUCCUUGGUAUCGUCACCAACCAAUUAGUCUAUGCGACCGUGUACCGCCAUGCUGCAGAUGCGGAGCCUGAGGUUUUUUCAAAAAUAGCGCAAGGUCAGGAUGGCAACGGAGAUUGGGUUGUAUGCGUGUUGGUUGGAGGGGAUGCGGAUAGACAGUUGGUGGAUGCUGGGUAUGAAGGAGUGGAAGGCCAAAUCGAGGAGUGGAGGAAGAGGCUCGAGAUUGAGGGCAGUUUGCAGAAUUUGGAUAUUAAGAUUGGAGUGUGGAAGGGCGAUGUGUUGAUGUGUUGAUUAUUUGAAUUGUCUGAAAAAAGUACAGAAUUUCUCAACACGAAGGCGCAUGUCGACCUUUUUCCCACUGGUCACCGAUCUGAAUCCACCUAAUGCACCACCACCUGAUGGCUCCUCUUCU
Macroventuria anomochaeta is the source of this 1315-nucleotide messenger RNA. RefSeq lists its product as uncharacterized. Bases 313 to 1194 code for a protein of 293 amino acids. The record is from RefSeq and is a predicted model, not a curated record. The transcript has 3 exons. Lineage: Eukaryota; Fungi; Ascomycota; Dothideomycetes; Pleosporales; Didymellaceae.